AAUAAAUAAAAUUUUUUUUUAAGGAAGGGGCCUGCUCACAAAGGCAAAAGUGUCCAGAGCCCCCAAAUGUCAUGCAGCCAUGUGGGGCACGCAUACUCCCUGGGUAUCAGUCCCAAGAUACCCAAAUUCCAGGACCAUGAACAAGCCUGCCCAGCUGGGCUUGCCACCCAGACAACCCCCCUGCACUGCCUCCACCCCCACCCCAGCCCAAGUAAAGACACACAGCCCAGCCCAAGUGCUGCCUGGGUGGGGGGGCCGCUUCCGGCCCAGGCCCCACCCCUGCCAAGGGCACUUUGCUAGGGUGGUGAGGUGGCUCCGCUGCCUGGCCCAGCCCUCAGCCCGCCCUCGGUCUGGGCGGGGUGACCCCUACAAAAGUUCAGAGUUGCCAGCAGCAGCGUCUUCCUCCAAGAGUCUGGCGCAGCUGGGGCCAGAGUUGAGGAACAAGAAUCUUGCUGAGCCCUGCCUAGGCCCUAAGCCUGGGGUCAGGAAGUUUGGAUGAGGAGGCCCUUCAGCCCCGAGGUUUCCCUAGAGCUGCCCCGUGCCAUGGCAGCUCAACUGCUUCCCAUCUGCACCCUCUUCCUGACCAUGCUCGGCAUGGCCCAAGGCUCCAGAGGCUCCGUGGUACCCAACCAGCCCUUCACCACCAUCUGGAAUGCAAACACCCAGUGGUGCUUGGAGAAGCACGGUGUGGACGUGGAUGUCAGUGUCUUCGAUGUGGUGGCCAACCCGGGACAGACCUUCCUCGGCCCUGACAUGACCAUUUUCUACAGCUCCCAGCUGGGCACCUACCCCUACUACACGUCUGCUGGGGAGCCUGUGUUUGGCGGCCUGCCCCAGAAUGCCAGCCUGGAUGCUCACCUGGCCCGCACGUACCACGACAUCCUGGCGGCCAUGCCCGCCUCUGAUUUCUCAGGGCUGGCAGUCAUUGAUUGGGAGGCCUGGCGCCCACGCUGGGCCUUCAACUGGGACGCCAAGGACAUUUAUCGGCAGCGCUCACGGGAACUGGUACAGGGGCAGCACCCUGACUGGCCGGCUCCUUGGGUGGAGAUGGUGGCCCAGGACCAGUUCCAGAAGGCUGCACAGGCCUGGAUGGUAGGCACCCUCAAGCUGGGGCAGGCGCUACGACCUCGUGGCCUCUGGGGCUUCUAUGGCUUCCCUGACUGCUAUAACUAUGACUUCCUAAGCCCCAACUACACGGGCGAGUGCCCACAGGGUGUCUGUGCCCAGAACGAUCAACUAGGGUGGCUGUGGAGCCAGAGCCGUGCCCUCUACCCCAGCAUCUACAUUCCCGCAGCGCUGGAGGGCACAGGGAAGGCAAAGAUGUAUGUGCGGCAACGAGUGGCUGAAGCAUUCCGUGUGGCUGGGGGUGCUGGGGAUCCCAGUCUGCCGGUGCUGCCCUAUGUCCAGAUCUUCUAUGACAUGACCAACCGCUUUCUGCCCCAGGAUGAGCUGGAGCACAGCCUGGGGGAGAGCGCAGCCCAGGGAGCAGCAGGAGUGGUGCUCUGGGUGAGCUGGGAGAACACAAAAACCAAGGAAUCAUGCCAGGCCAUCAAGGAGUAUGUGGACACCACACUGGGGCCCUUCAUCCUGAACGUGACCAGUGGAGCCCGUCUGUGCAGUCAAGCCCUGUGCUCAGGCCAUGGCCGCUGUGUCCGGCGCCCCAGCCACCCAGAGGCCCUCCUCAUCCUCAACCCCACCAGUUUCUCCAUUGAACUCACGCCUGGUGGCGGGCCCCUGACCCUACGAGGUGCCCUCUCAGUUGAGGAUUGGGAACGGAUGGUGGUGGAGUUCAAAUGUCACUGCUACCCUGGCUGGAGGGGAGCAUCGUGUGAGCAGCAGGGCACAUGGUGAUUGGCCCGGAUGCACACAUUGAGCGCCACCUAAUGCACUUGGGGUCUGCCCAGGCUUUCUCAAGUACAGGCACAGUUACACAAGUCACGGUCACAGCGAGGAGUACACUCAGCCACCGUCAUGAGCAUAUGCCUGUGUAUGCUCACGUACUUACAGACCGGGAUAGCUGCAUCCCUAGUUAGAGUGUCCGGCACCCACCCAGCAGGGUCAUAAACAUCACCUCCAGAGACACCGACUGGGCCAGUCUUUAAACUGCAGCAAUCACAAGAACUGACAUUCUCUGAGCGCCUGAUCUUCACCAAGUCCUGUGCUAAGCAUUUUAAGUGGGCUGACUCAUUCGGUCCUAAGGCGACUGAGCAACACACAGGGCGGGAGCACUCUGCCAAAUUUUCACAGCCACAAAGUGGAGAAGCCGAGAUCUGAACCCAGGCUGUCUGGCUGUAGAGGUAGGGAGGGCCCUUUGGCUCCUGUGUUGAUGGUCACCAACACUGCACGCAACCUGAGCCCGCUCCGAGGCGCCAGCCCUGCAAAUAAAGCAGACAUGAGUCUUACUUCCAAGAGCUGUUUAUUGAGCGCCUAAAGCGUGCAGGCCCCGGGAUCCAGAGGGCACAGGAAAGGCCCCUCUCUGCUCUGACGUCUGUCCGAGGGCGGCUGCUUCCCAGGGUGGGACCCGAGUUUCAGGAGGAAGCUUCACCUGCCCUUUUCCA
Molecule: messenger RNA, 2558 nt
Organism: Miniopterus natalensis
Lineage: Eukaryota; Metazoa; Chordata; Mammalia; Chiroptera; Miniopteridae
Gene: HYAL1
Product: hyaluronidase 1
Biological process (GO): hyaluronan catabolic process; carbohydrate metabolic process
Cellular component (GO): cytoplasmic vesicle
Molecular function (GO): hyalurononglucosaminidase activity
Source: RefSeq, a predicted model, not a curated record